Molecule: messenger RNA, 1377 nt
Organism: Durusdinium trenchii
Lineage: Eukaryota; Dinophyceae; Suessiales; Symbiodiniaceae
Source: the annotation of a GenBank genome assembly
AUGCGAGCGUUUGUGGCUUCCAUGAAGCCGAUCUUUAGACCCACUUGCGAGCAUUUGUGGGUAGCAAGUUUACAUGGGUUGAUCUAUUGGGGUAGCCGCAGUGCUCAAGACGAGAACCUGCAACUUGUACCAAUGAAGUUGCCGGGUGCGAUGUUCAGCUUCCUGGCCACACUGAUGGUGUCUUCAGCGCUUCGCAUGGAGCUACGCACGGAGAGCAACCACACGGUGGAGCCACCCAUCAAGAUCUUCAAUCUUAAAGAGACCAUCGAUGCCUCUGCUUGGUCUGCAUCAUUUCAGAAGAGUUUCCGCAUUGUUGCGAAGGUCAAGUUCAACAACAUGAAUCAGAACUAUCCAACCCUGUUUGAAGGGAAAGGCGACAGCGGGAUGGCCUUUGUGUCCCACGGUCUGGGUGGAGCCUAUGGCUCUCAAAAGGGCCUUUCUUGCUUCUACUUGCAAACGACAACAAACUUGGGUCCGCACGGACGUGGCAUUGACUAUUCCGGCGGGUGGCUUCCAAGUAAAAUCCGCAUGGAUGAUGCCAAAUGGCACACGCUGGAGCUUAUCAAGGGCUUAAGCGGUACGGCAAUCAUUGUGGAUGGACAGAGGAUCGAAGGUACCAUCAAAGACUCUGCAAGUCAACGCUCAAAGUUCGUCAUGAAGCCCGUCUCAACCAUCGAGCUGGGAGGUCGUAGCUUUGACGGAGAGAUUGGUGAUGUGCAGAUUUUUACUGGUGGGAAGCAGGUGUAUGGCGAUUUAGACACUGGAGCGCACAAUCUCGCGAAGAGCCUCAUUCCUACUGGCUCCUCCGAGUCCAACAAAUGGGGGCCAUUUGAGCAAGCCACUGACGGUUUGUACAUGCAAGUCUGGCAUGCAGGAGAUGGCGACUACCCCAGCUCUUUGACUUUGAAUCUUGGGACCUCUUCCAAGAUCGAGAGCAUGAAACUCUCCACUCCGGGCCAUGUGAACUAUGGCUGGAAGACGAUGGAGAUCUUUCGAUCUGUUGAUGGCAUUGCCUGGGAGGAGGUACGCACAGAAACCUCCCUGCAGUGCAAGAAAGACCGAGUGACCGAGCAUGCUGGAUGGCCUGAGAAAACGAAGUUCGUGAAGAUCGUCAUGAAAGACAGGUGCGGUGGAGGACACUUUGCCAUUAAUGAUUGGGAAAUCUAUGGAACACCAAUUGGCAAGCCAGCUGCUUGCAAAGGCACAGCGAUUCCAGAAAAGGACAACGAUCGAUUCCCCUGUGACACCAUCAGGGAUGAAAAGAAGUGUCUUGAGAGCUACAUGAAGUAUCGAAGCGGUGAAUACUACCAAUGUGGAGUGCGAAAAGCCGGUGUGGGGAUCUUCAACUGCUUGGUUGUGGAUGAGUGCAUUGCCUAG